Molecule: messenger RNA, 3993 nt
Organism: Nicotiana tabacum (common tobacco)
Lineage: Eukaryota; Viridiplantae; Streptophyta; Magnoliopsida; Solanales; Solanaceae
Product: pentatricopeptide repeat-containing protein At3g03580-like
Biological process (GO): RNA modification
Molecular function (GO): protein binding; RNA binding; zinc ion binding
Source: RefSeq, a predicted model, not a curated record
UGUUAUUUUUUCAUCCAUGAAGCUCAUAAAGCUUGGCAGUGCAGGCCAAAAAACCGACGAUUGCUUUCAUUUUUUGCUCUCAAGAGCAUUAUCUUCUGUUAAAAACCGAACUAUUCUCCACAAAGUUCAUUCUCUCAUAGUAAUAUCGGGUCAGCACCAAUCAACAUUCUUCUGUGGAAAACUCAUUUCAGAGUACUCCGAGUUCAAAGACCCUGUUUCUUCACUAUCCAUUUUCCGCAUAAAUUCACCUACCUAUAAUGUUUACUUAUGGAAUACUAUCAUUAGAGCCAUGACCCAUAAUGGGUUAUUCUCUAAAGCAUUAGACUUUUAUACCCAAAUGAGAAAAUUAAAUGUUAAGCCGGAUAAUUAUACUUUUCCUUCGAUUAUUAGUUCGUGUGGCAAUUUAUUGGAUCUUAAAAUGGCUGAAAUUGUUCAUGAUGAUGUUUUGGGAAUGGGUUUUGGAUCAGAUUUGUAUAUAUGUAAUGCUUUGAUUAAUAUGUACGCGCGGAUGAAGAAAUUAGGGAGUGCGCGUGAGGUGUUUGAUAAAAUGCCUCAUAGAGAUGUGGUUUCUUGGAAUAGUUUGAUUUCGGGGUAUAGUGCGAAUGGGUAUUGGGAAGAGGCGGUGGAAGCUUUUCGGGAGGGAAGGUUAUUGGGUGUUGUUGCUGAUACUUUUACUGUGUCUAGUGUUUUACCUGCAUGUGGGGGGUUGAUGGAGGUUGAACAGGGUCAGAUAGUUCAUGGGUUGGUGGAGAAGAAUGGAAUUAAGGGAGAUAUGACUGUGAGUAAUGGACUUCUUUCGAUGUACUUUAAGUUUGAGAGGUUGUUGGACUGUCAGAGAAUCUUUGAUGAGAUGAUAGUUAGAGAUACUGUCACUUGGAAUAUCAUUAUUUAUGGGUUUUCUCGCUCCGGGUUGCAUCAGGAGUCCAUCAACUUGUUUCGAGAAAUGGUUUGCGAGUAUCAGCCGGAUCUGCUUACAAUUACUUCUGUUUUACAAGCUUGUGGACAUUUGGGGGAUUUGAGAUUUGGAAGAUAUGUUCAUGACUUUAUUUUUAAACACAGAUAUGAAUGUGAUACUACUGCUAGCAAUAUCAUUAUUAACAUGUAUGCAAAAUGUGGUGAUUUAGCAGCUGCAAGGCAAGUAUUUGACAACAUGAAAAAUUGGGAUUUGGUCUCAUGGAACUCAAUGAUUAGUGGUUAUGUUGAAAAUGGGUUUAAUAAGGAAGCAGUAGAUCUGUUUAAGAUAAUGAGGAUAGACUUGCAACCGGAUUCUGUCACCUUUGUGACACUUCUGUCAACCUGUACAAAGUUGAUGGACAUGAAUUUCGCAAGAGAGCUCCACUCUGAUAUAAUUAAGAGAGGAUAUGAUUCCACUCUUAUUGUGGGCAAUGCUCUUCUAGAUGUGUAUGCCAAAUGUGGUAAAAUGGAGCAUUCUUUGUGGCAAUUUGAAAUCAUGAAUACUAGAGAUAUUGUAACGUGGAAUACUAUUAUUGCUGCAUGUGGUCAUAAUGAGGAAAGUUACGUAGGUUUAAAGAUGCUCAGUAGGAUGAGAAUGGAAGGUAUCAUGCCUGAUGUUGCUACCAUUUUAGGUUCGCUGCCUUUGUGUUCCUUGCUUGCUGCCAAAAGACAGGGGAAAGAGCUGCAUGGCUCCAUUAUCAGGCUUAGUUUUGAGUCACAUGUCCCUGUUGGAAAUGCACUGAUCGAAAUGUACUCCAAAACUGGGAGUUUAAAGAAUGCAAUAUCGGUCUUUGAGCACAUGAGGAUCAAAGACGUGGUGACGUGGACAACAAUGAUAUCUGCAUAUGGAAUGUAUGGCGAAGGAAUGAAAGCUCUCAGAUCUUUUCAAGAGAUGAAGGAGAAGGGUACUAUUCCAGAUCAUAUUGUUUUUGUUGCCGUUAUAUAUGCAUGUAGCCAUUCUUGUUUAGUGCAAGAAGGUCGUUCUUUCUUUAACCAAAUGAGAAAAGAAUACAACAUUGAGCCUAGGAUUGAACAUUAUGCUUGCAUGGUUGAUCUUUUAUCACGUUCUGGGCUACUAGCUGAAGCAGAGGACUUUAUCCUUUCUAUGCCGCUGCAGCCUGAUGCAAGUAUGUGGGGAGCUCUACUUAGUGCUUGUCGAGCUAGUGGAGAUACCAAGACUGCUGAACGUGUUGUAGAACGUCUUGUUAAAUUAAACUCUGACGAUCCGGGGUAUAAUGUUUUAGCUUCCAACGUAUAUGCCAAUUUGGGGAAGUGGGACCAAGUGAGAACAAUACGAAAAUCCUUGAAAGCUAGAGGACUCAAAAAAGGCCCAGGAUGUAGUUGGAUUGAAAUUCGCAACAGAGUUUUUAUUUUUGGCACUGGGGAUAGGUCCUUUCAACAAUACAAACAAGUCAAUGAGCUCAUACGGGACCUCAACAAUGCAAUGGAUAUGGAAGGUUAUGUUGCUGACUUAAAAUUUGUUUUGCAUGAUGUUGGUGAAGAUGAGAAGAUAAAUUUUCUUUGUGGGCAUAGUGAAAGACUUGCUAUAGCAUUUGGAUUGUUGAACACAAAAGAAGGUUCACCUUUGCAAGUAAUGAAGAAUCUCCGGGUUUGUGGGGAUUGCCACACUUGGACCAAGUAUGUGUCAAAAAUUGUGCAGAGGGAAAUACUAGUUAGAGAUGCAAAUCGCUUUCACUUGUUUAAGGAUGGGACAUGUAGCUGCAGAGACUACUGGUGAUUAAAGUCUGUCGUACUUCCUCAUACUUAGCAGAUAAAAAGAUUACUACAAUUGAAGAAAUUAAUGAUUUAUCAUUUGGAAACAAUCUGGUGGUGAAAUAUCUCUGAUUGUUAGAUUUGUGAGGUUUCAAGCUAUAUCUCCUGUACUAUUACGUUUCUACCUUAAGUUGCAGGACUGGUGCACUAUUUGACUUCAAAAAGAGAUGCAAAAGUAUUAAGGAUCUUCGUAUCUGGGCCUGCUUCUUUCUAGUGGAAUAGCGUGCCUACUUUCUCAUUCGGAGGUCAAAAGAUAGAGAUACAUACAAAGGUAUACUACUAUAUUUCUUUUCUGGUAGGUUAAAAGUACAUUAAAUUUCUUGCUGUUAUACACCUGGUAUUGGACGUUUAAUUCAAUAGUCCAACCAUUUAAAUCUCAUAAGUCAGUAGUUUUGUCCUCUUUAUCAUGAAUGGGUUUAUACAUACAUCAAGAAAAAGAAUAUACCUGGUAGAUCCGUGAGCUUCUUUUCGAUUGAUCUUUUCAUUCGUCCAUAAUAUCUUUUUGUUGCUUCUAUCAGUCGGAUCAUAAUUCCAGAAAAUAAAGUUUACAUGACAAAUUAAACACCAUUAUUGUUAAUGACCUCACUAGGUUCUGGGACUAUUAUCCGAGCAAUCAAAAGCUUGAUCAUAGCCCACCGGGGUUCGAGAUAUAAGUGGCAGAAGAAAAAUGAAAGUUGUCUAUAAUUAUAAGCUAGAUAUUUCAUGGGAACUCGUGUUACUAAUUCAUUCAUUGAAUAUCUUUCUUGCCCGUAUGAAGAAUGUGGAAUAGCAGGAACCAGCAAAAUACUCCUAAAGGGAAUGAACACAGAACGUGAGCUACUUUGAGUUCAACUUUGUGCUAGGUGCAUGGAGGAAACUUGUAUGUAACAAUCAAGGGUGUCCUAGGUGGAUUUUUAUGCUUACUUUAGCUGGUCAUGGCAGAUUGACUACCAGAGAUAGGCUGGCUAGAUGGGGUGUAACUGCUGAUCAAGUAUGCCCUCUUUGUUCUGUAGAGAAUGAAAGUGUAGAGCAUUUGUUCUUCAGGUGUGACUGAAUGGUCUGCCAGAAAGUGGUUGAAGUUGUUACAGUGGCAAGGUAUAUGUAGAGCCAGUCAUGGGCUGGGAUAGGAGUGGCAAAUGGGCGGGUCGGGUCAGAUAUGGUUCGGGUCGAAAACGGAUAAUGAAGAGCGGGGUAAAUUAUCCGACCCGGCCCAUAUUUAAUACGGAUAAAAAACGGGUUAAUUGGCGGAUAAUAUGGGUAACCAUAUUAUUCAUGACUUCUUGCAUA